GUGCUAGAGGCUUAUAAGCAAGGUCUGAGACCAGCCGUUGGCUACGAGCUUAAUCCCUGGCUCCUGUGUCUCUCCCACUACCGGGCCUGGAAGGCUGGUUACCACGGGAAGGUUUCCUUCCUGAAGAAAGACCUGUGGAAGGUGAAUCUUUCUGAUUGCCACAAUGUGAUUGUGUUCCUGGCCCCCAGUGUGAAACCUCCCCUGGCCGCCAAGCUCCUUGCAGAACUCCCCGACGAAGCCCGGGUGGUGGCUGGACGCUUCCCCUUCCCCUCCUGGACCCCCACCAGCACCCUCGGGCAGGGGCUGGAGCAAGUCUGGGCCUAUGACAUGAAGGAGGUGCGGCGAGCAGCGCAGAGCAGCGCAGAGGGAAGCCGGGUCUAA
Messenger RNA from Nestor notabilis (Kea), 381 nucleotides. RefSeq names its product protein FAM173A-like. The record is from RefSeq and is a predicted model, not a curated record. Lineage: Eukaryota; Metazoa; Chordata; Aves; Psittaciformes; Psittacidae. Gene Ontology annotation, biological process: regulation of mitochondrial ATP synthesis coupled proton transport; peptidyl-lysine trimethylation; positive regulation of proton-transporting ATP synthase activity, rotational mechanism. The transcript is spliced from 3 exons. Gene Ontology annotation, molecular function: protein-lysine N-methyltransferase activity. Gene Ontology annotation, cellular component: mitochondrion. The annotation marks the transcript as partial.